Messenger RNA from Salvelinus fontinalis (brook trout), 5872 nucleotides. RefSeq names its product SPARC (osteonectin), cwcv and kazal like domains proteoglycan 1 (gene spock1). Lineage: Eukaryota; Metazoa; Chordata; Actinopteri; Salmoniformes; Salmonidae. The transcript has 13 exons. Gene Ontology annotation, molecular function: calcium ion binding; protein binding. The record is from RefSeq and is a predicted model, not a curated record. The coding region runs from base 239 to 1714 and encodes 491 amino acids.
GAGUCUGAGCGGAAGAGUUACCGAGGGUGGGAGAGAGACAGUUCUGCUGAGACUUGUUCCUGCUGCUCCUGGUCGCUGUCAGUAUUACAGCGGAGUUCAGAGCUACCGGGGGUCCCGUGGAUAAUUAGGCUACUCUACAGUCUGACCGAAAAAAACCGUCUAACUGACAACAGCAGCAGAAACUUCCCACCCUAAACCUCUGUCUUCCCCAGGAGCUGGACACAAGCUAAUUGAGACGAUGCUUUUCUGUCUGCUGCCUUUCGCGGCUCUCUUGCUGCGUGCGGAGGGCAGGCGCGGGGGAACCGUGGUUGGUAACAAAAACAUUGGCCACGCGUUGGACAACGACAAAUGGCUCAGCACCGUGUCUCAAUACGACAAGGACAAAUAUUGGAACAAAUUCAGAGAUGAUGACUACUUCAAAAGCUAUGGUCCUGCCAAGCCAAUCAACCAAGCUGACCCACUGCAGAGAGGAAGAACAAGAGACAAUGACAGAGGAAACGGAAAUGGAAGCAGACAGACAGAGGCGAGGCCCAGCAGACAUGGGGAACCAGGAGCCAAAGCCCACUCUAACCCAGGAAAGAGGAGAACAGAAGAGGCUCCGGACGCCACUAAAGACCCGUGUCUGAAGGUGCGGUGCCCUCCUCACAAGGUGUGUUUCAGCCACGACUACCAGACAGCCAUCUGCACCAACACCAAUCACAAGCAGCCUAGACACAGUGUGAAACCCAGAAAAGAAAGAUUGGCCCACAAACACUGGGCAGGAGCAGGGGCCCAUGGGAAGUGUGGUCCGUGCCCUGUCAUCCAUCCCAGCCCCGUGUGCGGCUCUGACGGCCACACCUACUCCUCCAAGUGUAAGCUGGAGUUCCAGGCGUGCACAUCAGGAAAGAGCAUCGGUCUGAAGUGUGAGGGACCGUGCCCAUGUCUGCCUGGUCAGGAACUGGUCAAACCACACAGAGACAAGGCAGAGAAGACCGUCUGCAGUGAUGGGGACCUGCAUAGCCUAGCAUCCAGACUGAAGGACUGGUUCGGAGUUCUCCACCUCGAUGCCAACCGAGACCUCAAAACCUCUGCCAACUCUGAUUCAGCGGCAGGACGUUUUGACACCAGUAUCCUGCCCAUCUGUAAGGACUCUCUGGGUUGGAUGUUCAACAAGCUGGACAUGAACUACGACCUUCUGCUGGACCAAUCAGAGCUCAGUGCCAUCUACCUGGAUAAGUAUGAGCUGUGUAUGAAGCCCCUGUUCAACUCCUGCGACUCUUUCAAGGACGGGAAACUGUCCAACAACGAGUGGUGCUACUGCUUCCAGAAACCUGACGGUCUGCCCUGCCAGAAUGAGAUGAACAGGAUUCAGACUCAGGGUCGACGGAAGAGUCUCAUAGGGGCCUAUAUUCCACGCUGUUCUGAGGAGGGUUACUUUAAGUCAACCCAGUGUCAUGGCAGUACUGGACAGUGUUGGUGUGUGGACAAAUACGGCAACGAGAUCGCCGGCUCCAGAAAACAGGGCAACCCCACCUGUGAGGAGGACCAAGAGACAUCGGGGGAUUUUGGCAGCGGGGGUGGUGUCCUUCUCCUUGACGACCAGGAGGAGGAGCCACCUCGGAGUGGGAGGAGCCGGCAGAAGCAGAGGCGGGGCCGGAUCCAUCCCAGAGGGGCCAUCGAGGAUGACGAGGACGAGGAAGAUGACAAAGAUGACGAGAUUGGCUACGUCUGGUAGCUCUGCCCCCACCUGCUCUCCCAUCAACCAACCAGGGACUCCCGUUAACUCUGCACAGACCUGAAGCCAUUCCAGCAUCUCCUUCGUCCCACCUCCUACCCCUCAGCAUCCGUCCAUGUCCAACUGACUUUUCCUUCCUCUUGUUCAUAACUUCAUUGAAGCUUUCUCUUCGUUAAUCCCGUCCUACUCAACCUUCAUAUAACGUGUCCACCUCCUACUCUCCUUCAGAGAAUGGAGACCUAUUCAAUUCAAACAAAGACUAUUUUAUUGUGUUUCCCUCUGCUUCAACUGUCCCCAAACCCUUCAAUAUUUGACUGACACCGAUUGCUAUAGCCUCGUUCUCUCUCUCUUGCUCUCUCAUCUCCCCUUUCUCUCUCUUUAUCUGCCUGUGUUUCUGGGAGUUUUGUGUCUGUCUUUGAGGCCAUAGACACAUUAAUGUAACUAUAUUCACAACAGGAAGGCGAGAUUCUACAGUAUGUCCCGUUCCCUGGCCCUUCUGUCAGAGGCUAUAGGCUAUAUUUGCAUGUUCCCCUACUACGCCCCUGCUGAAGACAUGUUUGGGUAGCCAGAUAUGUAACCCAGAGUAUACACAUUUAGUUUGGUUUAUUUGGUGACAAUGCCCACAUUCGCUGCUGCAGCGCUCUCUUUCUCUUAUUACCGUGCAAACCUCCUCUAAUGUAGCUUUUAGAAGUUUAAAACUACGGUGUGAGCCGCUAACUGAAUAGCAACCUCUGUCUUCAGCUUGAAAGUUCAAAACAUAUAUAUUGUUUUUCCAUUAAUUUGAUGAUUAUUUUUUUUUUUUAAUAGUUUUGUACUUUGGUUCAGGUUGGAGACGAGCACUUUGUCUGUGGAAUUUCAGAUCAGAGAAAUCCUACAAAGUACCCAGGCGCCAUUACUCUGACCUUUUUCAAACCUCCACAAACCAGCCUGCAGCUUUUGAGACGGACAAAUAUAUUUUUCUUUCAUUUUAACGAUUUGCUUUGAUUUUUUUUGUUACUAAAAGCAGCAGGAGUUUAAAAAUAAUGUUUUACCAUGAUAGUUUUGUUUGUCGUAGAGUUUGAUUUCUGUAGCCAUUGGUUUGUAUUGUUGACAUAAGAAGGGAAAUAUUCUAGCUAUAGUAUAGCUUCUAUUUUAAAUUAGUUCCUGCUUUAUUUCAGAAUAUUUCGGGUUGCAGUCAAGUGAGGUCAGUUAUCGUAAUGUAUCUACCCCACAAACCCAGAUGAGAUAGGCGUAACCCAUAAGUCGGGCUUAUGAACAGUUAUAAGCAUUACACUGGUACAGUAUAAGCACACCCACACAAUGCUUAGUGACAUUUCACUUUGAUAAUGACAGGCCUUGGAUGGUUGGACGCAUAUAUUCACAGGUCUGAGCCGGGCACUAUAUGCUUCAUUGGGCUUGUGAUGCAGCGUAAUGAUACAUUGCUUUUGUGUGCUUCGGCCAGUGGGAAGCGAUCUUGAACAGAUUUUUUUAUUCACGUGUGAGAGUCUGUUGUGAUUGACACUUUGGUCCAUAUAGCACAAACAACAGCUCUACAGAAUAGACGUCUGAGCUCUUCUACUCUUCAGCAACACUGAUGUUUUCCAAGUGUAGUUCCAGGCAGGCACACAGCUAAUUAGAAAACAGUCUAUCACAACCAAACCCUGCUUGCUCAGUCUACAAAUCUCACUUUCUCGCUCUCUUCCUCUGCUACCUCUCUCACAGCCUCUCACUCCCCCCUCCCUCUCUCUCUCUCGCACAUCUUUACUUUCUUUCUGUCACUCGCUUAUUUUCCCUCUUUCUCUCGCUCCCUCUCCCCUCUCUCUCACUAUCUCUCUCUGUGCUCUGUUUUUCACGCUGGUGGAAUGCAUGAGUGAGUUUUACAGCCGUGGCGCUCCUCUCGCUCCUCUCAUUCAUCUAAUUUCCCUUAUUUUGUUUUUUAUAGUUCGGAGUCGACACCCGUAGAGUCGGCCUUUCAUCUCAUUCUUCUCCCAGAGGAGCCUGGGAAAUCUGGGGACAGGAAGAGGAACUCAGGGGAUGAAAGUGAUGCUUUUGGGUUCGGGGCUUUUUUUUCUCCUUCCCUCAAAUCUCUCUCCCUUUCUCUAAUCCCCAUCCUCCAUUUUUGGUCUCUGUCCUUAUUGCGCUCCCUUUUCUCCCUUCUUCAGUCCACUCCUUAUCCCUUUCUCUUAUGCCCACGCUCAUAUACAGUAUAUCUGUGUAUUUACUAAAAACUGAUGGGUGAUUUCUCCCUCUGUCCAUUAAUCAAUCGGUUGGUCCUUUCAGAUCACAACAUUAACUCAUCUAGUUACAACUGAUCACUGCAUCACAGUGACCUCUGACCCUGAUAUUGAUUGGUUGUUUGUUUAUCACGUCAAUAGCAUGCAUGAUGACCCUUUUGUGUUUUGUCCCUUUGCAUCUUCAACUCUGACCUCUGUGUGUAUAUCAGCCAGAGAGACAAUAAAUCUCCCGCUAACACAUUACACAUACGCGAACACACACACACACACACACACACACACACACACACACACACACACACACACACACACACACACACACACAGACUGUAACAUACUUGUAACACAUGUGUAUUAAGUCAUCUCUUGCUGUAGCAGUGUAAGGCCUCUUCUUUUGAUUCUGCAAUCAACUUGCCCUUGACCUUUGCCCUCUCAUGAUGUCAUAACUGACCCUUGCUCUGUCCUGAUGUCACUGCUGUCCCUCGCUUGCCUGGCCUGCUUGUGUACAUAGCUGAGUAACCCUCCCUCUGUUUGGCCCUAGUCACUCAAACGUCUACAGAAGCGGAAUUACAUGCAAUCCCAAGGUCCUUUGCUGUUGCUGAAAUGUCCUCAGAUACACACACGCACAUACACUCCCCUACGUAUUUAUUUGGACAGUGAAGCUAAAAUGUUUAGUUUGGCUCAAUACUCGCUAUUUGGAUUUGACAUCAAAUGUUUUAUAUGUGGCGACAGUACAAAAUGUCAGCUUUUAUUUUAGGCCAUUUUCAUCCACCUCUAUUUUACUGUUCAGAAAUGUAAGUAUGCUAUGUAUAUAGUCCCCCCCAUUUGAAAAUGACAUAAGUAUUUGGACAAAUUCACUUGUAGUGUAUGAGAUUUAGUCAAAAGUUUUGUAUUUGGUCCCAUGUUCCUAGCACUCAAGCUUGUUCCUAGCACUCAAGCCCCAGGUUUGUUGGAUGUAUUUGGCGGUUUACUUUGGUUGUGUUUCGUGUUAUGUUGUGCUCAAUAGAAAUGAACGGUAAAUAAUGUAUUGUGUCAUUUUGGAGUCACUUUUAUUGUAAAUAAGAAUAGAAUAUGUUUCUAAACGCUACAUUAACGUGGAUGCUACCGUGAUUACGUAUAAUCAUGAAUGAAUAAUGAUGAGUGAGAAAGUUACAUAGGUGUAAAUAUCAUACCACCCCCCACCCCCCCCACCCCCCCCCAAAAAAUGUUAACGUCCCUGUUAUUAGUAAUGGAGGAUAGCAUGUGUUGGGGGUAUAAUCUUUGUGCAUCUCAAGCUUUCUCACAUCAUUAUUCCCGUUGAAUUUGUCCAAAUACUUAUGACACUUUCAAAUGGGGGGACUAUGUACAUAAAGUGCGUUCAUUUUUAGACCAGUGACACAUUUUUAAACAGUAAAACUGAUAUGUAUGAAAAUACCGUCAAAUAAAAUGUGUCAUUCUGUAAUGUCGCCGCAUAUAACACAUUUGAUUUGAAAUCCAAAAUGAUGGAAUUGUCCAAAUAAAUACGUAGGGGAGUGUACAAGCGCACACACACUCACUCACACACACACACACACACACACACACACACACAAUACAGUUUUACGACGCUAGUUCAAACACACACAUAAAUGGCCAUGUUUGCAAAAGUCUUCUUUGUUAAUUCUAUAUAUUUUUUACUUUGUAAAGAGAAAAAAUGACUAAUGUUAAAGGGUAAUAUAUUGCCGUGUGAAGGCACUGUGGCUUUGUCCAGUUGCAGACUGAGGUGUGUAAAUCGAUUGUCCUUAAUGUAGCUAGACUCCAGAAGCUCUUUCCAUAGAAGCAUAGUGCAGUGAGUUUUAGAGUGUCUUAUUUUCCCCCUUCUGAAGUUAUAAUGGAAUGUUGAUGUUAUGGGCUGAAAAUACCUUUAUUUUAUUGUAACAGUUCCACAAUGUUUGUCUGAAUAAAUUUAAGUCUGUCCUGUCCUGUA